GGUUAAAUAAGCAAAAUAUAUAUAUGCAUGGGAAGCACUUAAAGAAAGGCAAGGUAAGAGACAGUUAGGCACCUCUUUAUCAUCAGCAUCAACAUAACAAACAAAGAAACCAAAAAUGCCCAUUUCAUCUCUUCUUUACGAAAUGGCCAUAAAUCUCAUCUCCUAUAAAUACAGAAUUCCUUGCUUCUUCUCAUUUCUCAAACCUUAAUUUCCUACCACUUACUUCUUAUCUGACACCAUCCUUGUCUCUCUACAAAAAAAGCAACCUCAUCAUACAUAAUCCUCCUUGUAUUUAACUUUCUUUGUCUUGUCCUAAGACUCACGAAAAAAAAAAAAAAUGGAACCCUCCUAUUCUUCUUGGGUUCCAAAGCUUUUGUUCAUCCUAUUACCAUUUUUCUUCCUUCUUCCUUAUCAUUCUUCUUCUUAUUCAUUGCAUCCACUGGUGGUUAACUCCACGAUUGAGCAUCGUAACUACACAGGGAUAUCAAGUUUCCGAGUGGUGAAUAGAAGAGCUUUGUUGCAUUGUCCUCUCAAUAAUCCUUAUCUCCAAAUAAAUGUAAGCUCAUCAGGAAAUUAUACCCUCUCCAAUGAAGAAUUUGUUAACGUAACAGUUAGUGGAGUUUUGCGUCCUUCCCAUGAUCAUUGGGUUGCCAUGAUUUCACCUUCUAAUUCCAACGUGGGGACUUGUCCUCUGAGUAAAGCUUUAUAUAUGCAGACUGGUGAUCUUAGUAAUCUCCCACUUCUCUGCCAUUAUCCCGUUAAGGCAGAGCUUAUGAGCAUUGAUCCAGACUAUCUAAGAUGCAAGAAACAGGAAUGCAAGAAAUACGAGGGUAAUAAAUGUGUGGUGACCACUUGCAGUGGUACAUUACAGUUUCAUAUCAUCAAUAUCAGAACUGACAUUGAAUUUGUGCUCUUCGCUGGUGGAUUCGACGAACCUUGCAUUUUGGCUAGGUCUAGUCCUUUGAAAUUUUCCAAUCCAAACGCUCCAUUGUAUGCACAUAUUUCAAGCACAGAUUCAACAGCAACAUCAAUGAGAGUAACAUGGGUUAGUGGGAGCAAAGAACCACAACAAGUGCAGUAUGGAAAUGGGAAGACAUUGACUUCACAAGUUACAACAUUUUCACAAGAAGAUAUGUGCAGUUCUUUGGUGCCAAGUCCGGCCAAGGAUUUUGGAUGGCAUGACCCUGGUUACAUUCAUUCAGCAAUCAUGACUGGACUAAACCCUUCAAGCAAAUUCUCCUACAGAUAUGGAAGUGAUUCAGUUGGCUGGAGUGAUCAAAUUCAGUUUCAGACUCCGCCAGCUGCAGGAUCAAAUGAACUUAGGUUUCUUGCAUUUGGUGAUAUGGGAAAGGCUCCACGCGAUGCAUCUGCUGAGCACUACAUUCAGCCAGGAUCCAUCUCAGUGGUUGAGGCUAUGACUGAUGAAGUAAAAUCCGGCAAUAUAGACUCCAUCUUCCACAUUGGAGAUAUAAGCUAUGCAACAGGAUUUUUAGUUGAAUGGGAUUUUUUCCUUCACCUGAUAACUCCACUGGCAUCUCGAGUUUCUUACAUGACUGCAAUAGGAAACCAUGAGAGGGAUUACAUAAAAACAGGAGUAGUAUAUGGAACUCCUGACUCAGGUGGAGAAUGUGGAGUUGCCUAUGAGACCUACUUUCCAAUGCCAAUUCCAGCAAAGGAUAAGCCUUGGUACUCCAUAGAACAAGCAAGUGUUCACUUCACAAUCAUCUCGACCGAGCAUGACUGGACACCAGGUUCCGAGCAGUAUCAAUGGAUAAGGAAGGACAUGGCUUCAGUUGAUCGAAAGAAAACGCCUUGGUUAAUCUUUACAGGGCACAGACCCAUGUACACAUCUAAUUUGUUAAGCGUCGAUCCAAAAUUUGGUGUUUUUAUAGAGCCAUUAUUGCAGGAUUACAAGGUUGAUCUGGUGUUCUUUGGCCACGUUCACAAUUAUGAGAGAACCUGUUCUGUUUAUAGAGCUGAAUGCUUGGCCAUGCCUACCAAAGAUGCAAAUGGGGUUGACACAUAUGAUCACAGCAAAUACAAAGCACCAGUGCAUGCAAUUAUCGGCAUGGCUGGCUUCACUUUGGACAACUUCUCAUCCAUUAUUCAUCACUGGAGUUUGAAAAGGGUAUCCGAAUUUGGCUAUGGAAGAGUACAUGUAACAACAGAAGAGCUAAAUUUUGAGCUUGUGAAUUCAAAUACAAGACAAGUUAAGGACAGUUUCCGGAUCAUCAAAAAGCAAAAUAGAUAGGCACAAGGAUUGUAUCAUGGUUGUAGUAGCUUCAAGUUCUCCACAUAGGAUCUCUGUGCAAUUUUGCAUAUUUUUCCAAGAUAUAUAUUGUGGCCUGUAUAUGCACAUGUCAAAAGCCAUUUGUAGCACUCAAUCCAUCACCAACCAUUCAAUUGGUUGAAAACAAUCAUUGAUUUAGUUUUUCAAACAAGUUCUGAAGAUUACUGUUAUGCAACUAUACAAUGGAAAAUUGAUUCAGCCACAA
Messenger RNA from Hevea brasiliensis (rubber tree), 2495 nucleotides. Its product is annotated as probable inactive purple acid phosphatase 27. Lineage: Eukaryota; Viridiplantae; Streptophyta; Magnoliopsida; Malpighiales; Euphorbiaceae. The coding region runs from base 338 to 2251 and encodes 637 amino acids. The transcript has 13 exons. The record is from RefSeq and is a predicted model, not a curated record. Gene Ontology annotation, molecular function: metal ion binding; acid phosphatase activity.